AUGUCGGCCCACUGGGCCGAUUUCUUUCUUCCUCCGUAAAAGCCCCCGGAAGAAUCCCAAUGUUUCUUGCCCGUUUGCCCUCCAUCCGUUUGAUCGGUGAGGGUAACUGCGGAUAUCCCAAUCGCCUUCUCCUCCUCCGCGCAGCCCUAACGCCGGUUCUCCCGUGGAUCGACUCUGGCUUGGGUUCCUUCCUGGUCGGAGCCGGAAUUUAGUGUUUGUUUCGGAACGAUCGCUUGCUUCGUCUCGAAUCGCCUUCACCUCUCGAGUGGAAAGAGGGAAAACCUGAUCUCGGAGAUUGCUUGAUAUCUAGAUAGGGAGGAGUUAUUUGAAUGGAGGGCGAUGACGCAGCUGCUUCGCAUCCGCUGUCGAAAUGGAGAAGCGAUUUCUCCAGAGCCUUCCGUUACUACCUGGAUAGAUCGACGCCUCACACGACCGGAAGAUGGCUCGGGACCGCUGUGGUCGCGGUGAUCUACGUCCUGCGUGUUUAUUUUGUCCAUGGUUUUUAUAUCGUCAGCUACGGCUUAGGGAUCUAUCUUCUGAAUAUCUUGAUUGGAUUCUUGUCGCCACUCGUGGAUCCAGAGCUCGAAGUUUCUGAUGGGCCUGCCCUGCCUACCAGGGGCUCCGACGAAUUCAAACCCUUUGUUCGCCGUCUCCCCGAAUUCAAGUUCUGGUAUUCCAUAACGAAAGCUUUCUGUGUUGCAUUUGUGAUGACUUUCUUUUCCAUGUUUGAUGUUCCUGUCUUUUGGCCAAUACUACUGUGCUACUGGAUUGUUCUUUUCUUCCUGACAAUGAAGCGCCAAAUUGUACACAUGAUCAAGUAUAAGUAUGUGCCUUUCAAUAUAGGGAAGAAGAGAUAUGGAGCUAAAAAGAGUCCUGGAAGUAGCAGCAACAUAUCAAAGGAUUGAUCACUGGUGUGGGUUAAGGAGGGCAUUCAGAUAUUGCCAUUAUCGAUCGCUCGGAAUUACUACUGUAUUUGCUAGGAACAGUUAUUUGUGUGUGAAUACUUUUUUCUUUUUUUUUUUUCUCUUCCACUUUAAUAGGUUGGUACUGUUGUUACCUCCUUGUUCAUUAGUUGCCUCCUUGCUGUUCUGGCUUUGGCUUUCUUCCUUUUUUUGUACAAAUCUCUUCAGCCAACACUCAAAUAAAGAUGUAUUUGUUAACCUA
Musa acuminata subsp. malaccensis (wild Malaysian banana) is the source of this 1164-nucleotide messenger RNA. RefSeq names its product protein RER1B. The record is from RefSeq and is a predicted model, not a curated record. Gene Ontology annotation, cellular component: Golgi membrane. NCBI's taxonomy places the organism in Eukaryota, Viridiplantae, Streptophyta, Magnoliopsida, Zingiberales, Musaceae. Gene Ontology annotation, biological process: retrograde vesicle-mediated transport, Golgi to endoplasmic reticulum; protein retention in ER lumen.